AUGUCUAACGCCGCCUUCAGCUCGAGUUGGGUAUGGUUUCUGUACUACCAGACCCUGGUAGAACUCCCACUCCUCGUCCCACCAACCUUUGGCACCAACGACGGUGAGGAUGGUAUGGGUGCCGUCCUGCAGAUGUACGGACUGCUCGACAGAUUCGUUGCUAUGGCCGUGAUCGACCUCGGGACGCAUAUCUCCGACACAGAGAGCCCAGAUAUCGCCGUAGCGGACGAAGAAUACCACGUAGUCUGGCGCUCCGCGGUCAUCAUUCCACUUCUAAUGGUGACGAAAAUUCUCAGACCAGACUCUAGUAUUGAUAUCGCCAACUUCAAAGGCACAUCGGGAGUAUCGUUGGCGCAGGGAGCCUGCAGCGGCUUCGAUGUGUCUUAUCUCAAGCGGACCGUUGUCAGGUGCGAUGUCUAG
This is a messenger RNA of Lasiosphaeria miniovina, 420 nucleotides long. RefSeq lists its product as uncharacterized. NCBI's taxonomy places the organism in Eukaryota, Fungi, Ascomycota, Sordariomycetes, Sordariales, Lasiosphaeriaceae. The record is from RefSeq and is a predicted model, not a curated record. The coding region runs from base 1 to 420 and encodes 139 amino acids. The transcript is spliced from 3 exons.